AUGUCAAAAGGAGCAGUGAACGAAGGUGCGAGAGGUCAAAGCGUGUGGGAUCAUUUCUCAAACAGAUUUCCUCAUAGAAUCAGUGAUUCUAGUGACGGAAAUGUCGCCGUCGAUUUUUACCAUCGUUACAAAGAAGAUAUCAAAAGAAUGAAAGAUAUAAACAUGGAUUCUUUUAGGCUCUCCAUUGCUUGGCCACGAGUUUUACCUUAUGGUAAAAGGGAGAGAGGAGUUAGUGAAGAAGGAAUUAAGUUUUACAAUGAUGUUAUAGAUGAGCUCUUAGCCAAUGAAAUCACUCCUCUUGUUACAAUCUUUCACUGGGACAUUCCUCAGGAUCUUGAAGAUGAAUAUGGCGGUUUUCUAAGCGAGCAGAUUAUAGAUGACUUCAGAGACUAUGCGAGUCUCUGCUUCGAAAGAUUUGGGGACAGAGUGAGUCUAUGGUGCACAUUGAAUGAGCCAUGGGUCUACAGUGUUGCGGGUUAUGACACGGGGAGGAAAGCGCCAGGACGGUGCUCCAAGUAUGUAAAUGGAGCUAGUGUAGCUGGAAUGUCGGGAUAUGAAGCAUAUAUCGUGAGCCAUAACAUGCUUCUAGCGCACGCAGAAGCAGUGGAAGUGUUUAGGAAAUGUGAUAAUAUUAAGAACGGACAAAUCGGGAUUGCGCAUAAUCCGCUAUGGUACGAACCUUAUGAUCCGAGCAAUCCGGAUGAUGUAGAAGGAUGUAGUCGAGCUAUGGACUUCAUGAUUGGUUGGCAUCACCAUCCGACUGCUUAUGGAGACUAUCCAGAAACAAUGAAGAAGUCAGUCGGAGAUCGAUUACCGAGUUUUACACCAGAACAGUCCAAGAAACUUAUAGGCUCUUGUGAUUACGUUGGUAUAAACUACUAUAGCUCGCUUUUCGUAAAGACUAUCAAAGACGUGGAUCCUACACAACCCACUUGGAGAACUGAUCAACGCGUAGAUUGGAUGAAAACCAACAUAGAUGGGAAAUUUAUAGCGAAACAAGGAGGAUCAGAGUGGAGUUUCACAUAUCCAACAGGACUUAGAAACGUUUUGAAGUAUAUGAAAAAAAAUUAUGACAAUCCUCGGAUUCUCAUAACCGAAAACGGGUAUGGUGAAGUAGCAGAACAGAGUCAAAACCUGUUAAUGUACAAUCCUUCAAUCGACACAGAAAGAUUGGAGUACAUAGAAGGACAUAUCCACGCGAUUCAUCAAGCAAUCUAUGAAGAUGGAGUGAGAGUGGAAGGCUAUUACAUAUGGUCAUUGCUAGAUAACUUUGAGUGGAACAGUGGAUAUGGUGUGAGAUACGGUUUGUAUUACAUUGAUUACAAAGAUGGGCUUAGACGAUACCCGAAAAUGUCGGCCUUAUGGUUGAAAGAGUUCUUGAGGUUUGAUCAAGAAGACGGAUCGACAUCUAAGAAAGAAGAGAAGAAAGAGAGUUACGGAAAACAGCUAUUGAAUUCUGUUCAAGACAGUCAAUUCAUGAAUUCGAUUAAAGAUAGCGGUGCUUUACCCGCUGUUUUAGGGAGCUUGUUCGUUGUUUCUGCAACUGUUGGUACUUCUCUGUUCUUCAAGGGGUCUAAUAAUUGA
Messenger RNA from Arabis nemorensis, 1584 nucleotides. NCBI's taxonomy places the organism in Eukaryota, Viridiplantae, Streptophyta, Magnoliopsida, Brassicales, Brassicaceae. The record is from the annotation of a GenBank genome assembly.